Molecule: messenger RNA, 2400 nt
Organism: Aspergillus terreus NIH2624
Lineage: Eukaryota; Fungi; Ascomycota; Eurotiomycetes; Eurotiales; Aspergillaceae
Product: exonuclease V
Exons: 5
Coding region: 1-2400 (799 amino acids)
Biological process (GO): interstrand cross-link repair
Cellular component (GO): nucleus; mitochondrion
Molecular function (GO): single-stranded DNA 5'-3' DNA exonuclease activity
Source: RefSeq, a predicted model, not a curated record
AUGGCAGGUGUCGAGGGUUCGCCACGGCGCCGUUCCAAGUCGCGCAAACGGGACGCCGGGGAACGAUGGUACCGCGACUGGUAUGUCCACCCUGCUUUGCUGUUACUGCGUGUCUUGCUCGCUUUUGUUUGCGGUCAUCGUCCUGUGUUGUCGGGCGAGAGGGAGCGUCUAGUUGAACAUCCCGAUUCUACCGAAGGCCGCGAACGAGAGCGCGAGAGAGACGUCGCGCGCGAAAGAGCAUGGACUGCGGAUGCGACUGCGCCCGGGGAGACGGAUGUGCGAUCGCCGAUCGAGCGGUUUCGAAAGCCCCCCAACAAGGCCUUCUCCGUCACCGACCUAAUCUCCCCCGCCUGGUGUGAGUUGCAGUAUUGGUACACAUUGACAAAGCAUGGGAGGAAGCGGAGGACUGCGGCCAUGAAACAAGGCAGCACGAUCCACAAGACGCUGGAAGAUGAGGUCCACACGACGGUCCCGAUCGAGAUCACCACGAAGGAGGAUGCGAUGGCACUCAGAAUCUGGAAUGUCAUCCAGGGCCUGCGCACGCUGCGGGAGUUCGGGAUCACACGGGAGCUGGAAGUCUGGGGACUUGUCGAUGGGGAACUCGUGAAUGGGGUCAUCGACCAGCUCUCCUACGAGUGUCCUGACGCCGAGCUCGAGGCGUCGGCCGCGUCGUUCUAUGCCGACGUGGAGGCCUCCAGGGCUGUCAUGCCCGAGUACCAGAUGUCGCUGACGGAUUACCUGCUAUCGCCUUCGCAGGGCGGGAAACGGCUCUCUGAUAUAUCCUGGAACGAGGAAAACCAGCGCUGUUCGGACGAGCCCUCCAGCUCUGACCCCCACAGUAGCCAGGGCCCCUCCGAGACAUUCGAUAUGCCCCGUGUCUACCUGACGGAUAUCAAGACCAGAGCCAGCAAUUCAGUGCCCACGGUGAAGAGCACGUCGUUCCGGCCAACACUGCUUCAGCUUCAGAUGUACUACCAUAUGCUCAACCGCCUAAUCACGAGUGAGGACGUCUCCAUCGAGCUACUUGCAUCACGUUACAACCUAGACGCGGAGCGUACCUUCACAGACGCCUUUAUCGCAGAAGUGGGCGGCUUGAACGACCAGUUCUUCGACGCGCUGUCUACCACCGAGUUUGACCCCGACUUUAUCCCCAGCCCAGAGGACGUUAUCACCCGACGGCCCUCUCAUGCCGAUGCGAGUAGCGCGGAAGAUGGGCCCCCCGGCAGCCAGGACUCAACCAGCGUCCUCCUUGCACAUAACAAUCUAUCCAGCCUCUGGAAGCUGAUGAAAGAUCAGCUCCGUCUCACCUUCAUACCGGAUUCAUCUUCUGCCGUUUCAGUCGCACCAUCCAUCCCUUCUGAAUUCCAACCUCAUAUCCUUGAACCGUACCAAACGCUCAUCUCCCCCCUCCUGACUGCUCGGUACCUUUCAUCGGAGCCCACGGCAGACCUUCGACCGCGGGUCCUUGGCAGUCGAUCGUUUCUGUUCGACCCCACGACUAUGACGUCCUACCUCUCCGACCAGAUGGAGUGGUGGCGUGGACAGCGCGACCCCCGGGGGGUAGAGGUCAUGGAGGCGUGGAAAUGUCGCAUCUGCGAGUUUCGCGAGGAGUUUCAUGGUAUAAAGGAGGUGUCAAUUAGAGAAAAGCAGAGAUAUAAAGUGCAAUAUAUGGCAAUCUUCACAGAGGAUAACUUCGAACCUCAUCCUCCUUCUCUAAUUCCAACCCGGCAGCGACUUGCUCCUCGCACAUACGGUUCCUUCGCGAUCUCAGUGACGGGUUCGAAAUACGUGCGGAUGGUGAACACCACCGCCCCUGAUCGCGAAAUGAUGCUCGAUGUCCUUGUUCUUAGCCGCCGUGUUCCACGACACCUCGGGCGCGUCCUCAGGCCCGAUGCUAUGCGACCACGGCAGGCUAUCGUCCACCUGGAUGAAGUAGUUGUUGCGGAGCACGGGGUCCUCGGGCCGCAGGCGGCGGAAGAAGUUCAUCAUUCCUUUCUCCAGCUUCUCCUUGUACCCUGGGACGUCGCCCGAGGUGUGGAUGUCGGACAGGCGCAUGCCGAACUUGUCCUCGAGCCGCCAGAAGCCCGCAAGGAGGAUUGCCCCGGCCAGCAGAUAGUACUCGCCGUCGGGUUUCUCGAACAUCAGCGCGAGGUCGUCCUGCACGAGACGCGCGGACGUCAUCAUGGGGUCUUCGGGGAGGGGCCGCUGCACGAUGUUGAAGGAUUCGCCGGUGACGAGGUUGUCGAUUCCGACGGCGGUUCGGCGGAACAUGCUGGGGUAGCGCUCGGGGAGGUAGGAGGCCCUGGAUUGAGAAGGGGAUGGUUGGUGAGCAGGUGUUUGCAGUGUGGGCGUGGAUGUACACGUACAGCUCCUCCAGGAGCUCGAUGGCUCCGUCCAUAG